Messenger RNA from Austrofundulus limnaeus, 4233 nucleotides. It is a transcript of the gene pnpla7b, whose product is annotated as patatin-like phospholipase domain containing 7b. Gene Ontology annotation, cellular component: endoplasmic reticulum. Gene Ontology annotation, molecular function: phosphatidylcholine lysophospholipase A1 activity. NCBI's taxonomy places the organism in Eukaryota, Metazoa, Chordata, Actinopteri, Cyprinodontiformes, Rivulidae. Gene Ontology annotation, biological process: lipid metabolic process. The record is from RefSeq and is a predicted model, not a curated record.
GUGUGAUGUUAAGCGGUAAAAGCAGUUGUACACAAAAACUCAAGCCAUAAGGGCAGGCAUGGAAGACAAGGAUGAAGAGGAAAGAUGUUUAUACCCGAGCCUGGUUCCGUUCAGCUGGGAGAUUAAAGCCAAGAUGGAGCAGUUUGUGGAGGAGAGGACAGAGGCCAGUUUGUGGAUUUCUGUGCUGGUGGGAGCUGUGAUAACCAUUUCAUUCCUUGGAUUUGUGGUGUUAUUUCUUUACAGGCGAUACAAACGAUCAAAGGAAGAUGCUGGUGUUCCUCAUUACCGUUUCAGAAAAAGAGACAAGGUGAUGUUCUAUGGGCGGAAGAUCAUGAGAAAGGUUCAGACGCUUUCCACAACUCCUGCUUCGAACUCAAACUCAGCCUUACGGCAGAGAGGAAGGAAGAGGACUAAAGUGCUGUCCAUAGCUCGCAAGAUUUUGCGUCUCCGCAGAGAGCCACCCACCCUCCAGCCGAAGGAGCCUCCUCCAUGUCUGCUGGAGGCUGACCUAACCGAGUUUGAUGUACAGAAUUCCCACCUGCCUUCUGAGGUGCUGUACAUGCUGAAAAAUGUCAGGGUGCUUGGUCACUUUGAGAAGCCACUCUUCCUGGAGCUGUGUCGUCACAUGGUGCUGAUCCAGCUUCAUCAGGGAGAGGGACUCUUUCGACCUGGAGACAUUGAUGACAGCAUUUAUGUGGUCCAAGAUGGCCGCCUGGAGCUGUGCAUUCAUGAGAGUGAUGGUACUGAUGCUGUGGUGAAGGACGUGUUACCAGGAGACAGCGUUCACAGUCUCCUUAGUAUCCUGGAUGUCAUCACUGGUUAUCCGGCUCCAUACAAGACAGUGUCUGCCAGGGCUGCGGUUCCGUCCACCGUCCUGCGCCUCCCAGCUGUUGCUUUUCAAUCUGUCUUUGAGAAAUAUCCUGAGACUUUGGUCCGUGUCAUCCAGAUCAUUAUGGUGCGUCUGCAAAGAGUGACCUUUCUUGCCUUACACAACUACCUCGGUCUUACCACUGAGCUUUUCAACCCGGAGAGUCAAGCUAUCUCCUUAGUGUCUGUGGCAAAUGUCCUGGGUGAAGCUCAUCAGCACAAAGGUUUCCGCAAGCAGUCAUCUCAUUCCGAGGAUUCUGGCUCAGAAAAAAUGGAUGCAGAGAAAUUCAGUCCUUCUGACGUGUCAGCUGCUAAAUACAAGAAGACCAACUCUCUGCCCAACCAGAGUGCUGCUACAGGUGAAGUGCUAGUUGAAGGUAACAGAGGAUAUGAACAGACUCCAUCUGCCAAAGAGGAAACAGCACCCUACUGUCAAGUGAAGUCCAUUCUAAAGAAGAGUGUGACCAUGCAAUACACUCCAUCUGCUGUUUACCAUUACAGCGAUGCUGGAGGAGGAAGCAUCCACCAUAAUAAAGUCAAUGCUAUUUUCCAAGCUGCUAAAAAGGAUCUGUUGCAGGUCAUCCAAAUGCAGGACCCCAGUCUGUUGGAAGGAAGGGUGACACUUCGUCAGGUCAAAGCUGGUUCUGUUGUUGGCCACCAAGGAGACCAGGAUGUGAGUGUGGCGUUCGUCAUCUCUGGGCUGCUCCACGUGUACCAGCGCAUGAUAGAUCGAGAGGACGAGAGCCUGCUGUUUGUCACUCACCCUGGGGAGAUGGUGGGUCACCUGGCCGUCCUCACAGGGGAGCCCCUCAUCUUCACUGUGCGUGCUCACAGAGACUGCACCUUCCUCUCUGUGUCCAAGGCCCAUUUCUACGAGAUAAUGCGUGAGGAGCCGCGGGUGGUCCUGAACGUAGCUCACACUGUAGUGAAGAGGAUGUCAUCAUUUGUCAGGCAAAUCGACUUCGCCCUGGACUGGGUAGCAGUGGAGGCUGGUCGAGCUGUUUACAGACAAGGAGACAAGUCAGAUAGUACCUUCAUCGUACUCAGCGGGCGACUUCGCUCUGUCAUUGCGAAAGAUAACGGGAAGAAGGAGCUUGCUGAGGAGUAUGGCCGUGGCGAUCUGAUUGGUGUGGUGGAGGCAUUGACACACAUGAACCGAGCCACCACAGUCCACGCUGUCCGAGACUCGGAGCUGGCCAAGCUGCCUGAAGGAGCUCUGAACUCCAUCAAGAGGAGAUAUCCUCAGGUUGUCACCAGGCUGAUUCAUGUUCUAGGACAGAAAAUCUUGGGCAACAUGCAGCAGGUCAACGGACCUCUGACAGUUGGAGCGAAUGUUGGAGAGCAGCGCUGUGCGAGCUCAGAAGCAGCUGGUGUUGCUGCACAGGGAGGAUGGCCCUCCACCCAGCGGGACAGCAGAGUGGCUCAACAUGCGGAGCUGGAUCUGCAGACACCAUCACCUGUCCUGCCCCCGCAGAGUCUUCUCCAGAAGGAGUCUACCAAAGCUGAGAGAGCUGUACCAGCGUGUGUUUGAAAAAUGUCCAGAUCGUCACUCGGACUUCUCCCGCCUGGCCCGGAUCCUGACAGGAAACAGCAUCGCCCUGGUGCUUGGUGGAGGAGGUGCCAGAGGCUGCUCUCAGGUUGGCAUACUGCGGGCUCUUAACGAGGCUGGGAUUCCUGUCGACAUGGUAUGUGGCACCUCCAUCGGCUCCUUCAUGGGAGCGCUGUACGCUGAAGAUAAGAGCAGCAGUCGCAUGAGGGUUCGAGCUCGUGAAUGGGCCAUGGGUAUGACUUCUCACUUCAAGAGGAUCUUAGACCUGACCUACCCUGUCACCUCCAUGUUUUCUGGAGCCUCUUUUAACUACAGCAUUAGCUCUGUCUUUAAGGACAAACAAAUUGAGGACCUGUGGUUACCGUACUUCAACAUUACAACAGAUAUCACUGCUUCCUCCAUGAGAGUUCACACUGAUGGAUCGUUGUGGCGUUAUGUUCGUGCCAGCAUGUCACUGUCCGGCUACCUGCCUCCUCUCUGUGAUCCCAAAGAUGGACACUUACUAAUGGAUGGAGGGUACAUCAACAACCUUCCUGCCGACGUGGCUCGUUCAAUGGGAGCCAAGGUUGUCAUCGCCAUUGAUGUUGGAAGCAGGAAUGAAACCAGUCUGACCAACUACGGGGACUAUCUGAGUGGCUGGUGGCUGCUGUGGAAACGGUUAAACCCACUGGCUGAGAAGGUCAAGGUCCUGAACAUGGCAGAGAUCCAAACGCGGCUUGCUUACGUGUGCUGUGUGCGGCAGUUGGAGCUGGUCAAAGACAGCAAUUACUGCGAGUACAUCCGGCCGCCCAUCGACCGCUACGGCACUCUGGACUUUGGCAAGUUUGACGAGAUCGCUGAGGUAGGAUACCAACACGGGAAGACCCUGUUUGACGUGUGGCACCGCAGCGGUGUGGUGGACUCCAUGCUGAGGGACAGACACCAGGAGGAGUUCCAUAAGACCAAGGCUGGUCACGUGGUGACCUGUCCUAACGCCUCCUUCACUGACCUGGCAGAGAUUGUGUCCAGAAUUGAACCAGUGAAGAAUGCUGUUAUAGAGGAGGAGCUGUCUGAUGAGUACCAGACAGACUAUGAUGAAGAGGCUGUGGAAAGCGCUCUGUCUGACUUUGAGGCCUUCACUCCUGGCAGUGAACACACAGAGGGAGAGGAGACUGCAGACACUGCUGAAACUGACGAAGAGAUCCCAGUCCGGCACCAGCCCAAAACUGCCCCACAAAACACUCAUCUGUGAUCUGUGACAACCACCGUAAUCAUGACAAUCUGUCAGGACUCUGUUAGCUCAGAUCCAUUAUGAAGUCAAGUCUGCAGACCUCAGCUGGAUGCUGCUGAUGGGUUCAGUAUCUGGAGCUGCUUCCAGACCGUCAGAGGUUCCUGUGGUGCUUCUUAGCAAGAGACAUAUUAGUUCUACAGAGACCACUAAUUUAGAGUAUCAUUGAGAGUGUCAUUUAUUUCAAUAAUUCAAUUCAAAACAUGAAAGCAUUAUAGCAGUGUUUCUCAACCCUGGUCCUCAAGGUGCACUGCCCUGCAUGUUUUAGGGGUUUCCCUAGUUUGACACAGCUGAUUCAGAUGACUGCAGUUCAACAAAAGCCUGUUAAUCAGUUAUCAAUUUAAAUCAUCUGUGUUGAAGUAGGGAAACAUGUAAAACAUGGGAUCAGGUCUCAGUGGCAGCAGCCUAAGCAGAUAAACCCAGACUUCCCUCUCUCCAGCCACUUGGGCCAGCUUAUCCGGGGGAAUCCCAAGGUGUUCCUAGGCCAGCUGAGAAACAUAGUUCCUCCAGCGUGUCCUGGGUCUUCCUCUGGGUCUCCUCCCAGUGGGAC